CAAAAAAAGUUUUACAUUAACUACUUUUAAUUGAAAUAUUAUUUAUUAAAACUAAUAUUAAAUUAAAUUUAUUUAUUACUACAAAGAAAAAUCAUAAAUAAUACAAUGUCUUCGUCAAAGUUAACAGUACUGAUCACACCGUUGGACGGCUGGGGACACAUCAACUGUUGUCACGGUAUUGCCGAAGAACUGGUACGUCGCGGCCAUAGAGUAGUGUUCGCACUGGACGUUGCAUUCAAAGGAAAACUAUCAAAGUAUGGCUUCGAGGAAGAGCUGUUUGCAAUGCACGGAGAUGUCGAAGAUAAAGAGUUUUGGCCAAAAUGGAUGGCCGAAAAUGGACAGAUACUUGAGUCGCGCGAUCCGUGCGAUUUGUUGCAGAAAAUGUUUCCACUCGGUUUCAAAUUGUUUUUUGAAAACAUCAAAUCGCAAGAUCCUCACUACCGGGAAAUGAUAGCCCGGCUAAACCCCGACAUAAUUAUAAGUGAUAAUUAUCUAGAUAUGCCGGCAGUUACCGAUAGCGGUAAACCAUGGAUUUGGUUGUACUCGGCCGGACCGUUAAACUUUUACAAAGACAAACGUUUGCCGCCGUCCGGAUCAGGUCUACCACUUGAUGGUGAUCGACAAGAAUGGAAACGUUUCGCAGACAUAGUGGAGCCAAUGUAUCGGGAAGUGUUUGAUAUGAUCAACGAAUUUUCGGUAUCCAAGGGAGCGCCACCACUAGAGUGGCCGCACCCGCACCGGCAUUCACCGUAUCUUAACAUCUAUAUGUAUGUCAAUGAGUUGGACUACAAUGAAGUGCAUCCGUUGUCUGACAAUUAUUUGCGCGUCGAGAAUGUUAUUCGACAUACAAACGAUAAGUUUGAAGUACCAGAGCAAUUGCGGGACAAACCGGGAAAACUUAUAUUCCUGUCAAUGGGAUCGUUUGGAUGCGGUUAUCUCAAACUAAUGCAACGCUUGACAAGUAUUUUAGGCAAAUCUCAGCACCGGUUUAUUGUGUCAAAAGGGCCGCUCAAUGACAUGUACUCACUACCCGAUAAUAUGUGGGGCGAAGCGUUUUUGCCGCAGACAGCUGUACUACCGUUAGUCGAUCUGGUCAUCACUCACGGCGGCAACAAUACGGUUACCGAAACUUUUUAUUACGGCAAACCUAUGUUAGUGUUGCCGCUGUUUUCCGACCAAUUCGAUAACGCACAGAGACUUCAGGAGACUGGACUCGGAGCCCGACUCAGCCCUUUCUACUGUGAGGAAGAGGAACUGAUAGAUAUAGUCGACAGAAUGGUCAACGACGAAGAGCUCAGACUUAAGAUGGAAACCAUCGGAAAGAGAAUUAGAAAUACAGACGACAAGAGUCGGGUCGCAGAUUUGGUCGAAAAGUUGGCACAAAAAUAAUGAAUU
Oppia nitens is the source of this 1395-nucleotide messenger RNA. RefSeq lists its product as uncharacterized. Lineage: Eukaryota; Metazoa; Arthropoda; Arachnida; Sarcoptiformes; Oppiidae. The record is from RefSeq and is a predicted model, not a curated record. Gene Ontology annotation, molecular function: UDP-glycosyltransferase activity. The transcript has a single exon. The coding region runs from base 106 to 1389 and encodes 427 amino acids.